CGCUUUUGUUCUGAAAAAGUGUUACCGGAAGUAGAUCCAGGGAGCGGAAGACGGGUCGCAUGCUUGUGCUUCCGGCAGUCCGAGCCGAGGUCUUUCAGCAUGGCUGCGAUUGGUGUACACUUUGGUUAUACAUGCGCUUGUGUGGCGAUAUUUAAGGAUGGGCGGGCUGAUGUGGUGGCUAAUGAUGCAGGAGACAGAGUUACUCCGGCUGUGGUGGCCUACAGAGACACUGAGCAGAUUGUAGGUAUUGCCGCUAAGCAAGGACUGGUCCGCAAUGCUGCCAACACGAUUGUGAAAGUCAAACAAGUGCUGGGGAGAAGUUAUGAUGAUCCAGAGACACAAACUCACAAAUCACAGACCAAGUGUCAGGUUGUCAACAGAGAAGAGAAGCCUUAUUAUGAGAUUACAGCAGGAGAACACCCAGAGUAUGUUGCUCCUGAAGAUGCUGCAAAACUCAUCCUCCACAAAAUGAAAGAAACGGCCCAGUCAGCUCUGGGCUCCGAUGUCACAGGGGCGGUCAUUACUGUCCCUUUUGAAUUUGCACAUGCUCAGAAGCAGGCUCUAAGGGAGGCAGCUGAAGCUGCAGGGUUCCACGUAUUGAGGCUCAUCCAUGAGCCUGCUGCUGCUCUGUUAGCCUAUAACAUCAGUCAGGACUGUUCUUCUGGAAGGAGCCAUUUCCUAGUGUAUAAGCUGGGUGGGACAUCCCUGAGUGUGACAGUGCUGCAAGUCACUGGAGGAUUGUUUCGGGUUCUCAACACGCACACUGACCACAACAUUGGAGGAGAGGGCUUCACCCUGGCAUUGGCCCAGCACCUUGCUGCUGAGUUUAAACGCACUUUUAAGCAUGAUGUGACCAGUAAUGCUCGAGCAAUGCUGAAGCUGAUGAAUGGAGCAGACAUGGCCAAACACUCUCUGUCCUCAUUAGGAUCAGCCAACUGCUUUGUUGACUCCCUACACGAUGGCAUUGACUUUGAAUGCAACGUCUCUAGAGCUCGAUUUGAGCUUCUUUGCGCCUCACUUUUCAACAAGAGCAUCCAGCCAAUCAGACCCCUGCUGGAGGAGGCAGGACUCUCCACCAAGGACAUUAAUAAGGUGGUUCUUUGUGGUGGCUCAGCAAGGAUCCCUCGUCUCCAGCAGAUGAUCCGUGAAAUGUUUCCUGAUGUGGAGCUUCUCAGCUCAGCACCUCCUGAUGAGGUCAUCGCUGUUGGGGCAGCCCUGGAAGCUGGCUUACUGGUUGGCAGAGAUGGCCUUGCCCCAGAGGAGGAUUAUGUGACAGUAGAUGUUUCUGCUACUGACAUACUAGUUAAGGAGGUGGAUGAGUCCGGAGCCGAGGUGUUUACUGUUCUCCUCCCAUUGGGCACACCUCUCCCUGCCCGCAGACAUCACAUCCUGAGGGGAGGAGGGAAACUAUCCUCCCUCUGUCUGGAGAUUUACCAGAGAUUUGUCAUGGAGCAGCCAGAAAAACUAGCUAAGAUAAUCUUGAGAGACCUGCCGCCAAGAGAGGAGAACCAUGACAUCGACACUGUGGUGACAAUGAAAAGGGAUGGCUCCAUUCAUGUUUCCUGUGUAGAACAGCACAUUGGUGCACCAGAGGUCAUCACCAUAGCAGCUACAUCAUGAGGGCACCCAUCUGCAGUCCAUACCAGACACCACCACACACCGGCCCUUUUUACCAAGAUUGUUUAAUCCUACCAAAUUGAAAAUGUUUUUGUCGGCUAGCUCUGUUUAUUUACACUUAAAAUAACAGUGAGAUUAUACCAUCCUAGUGUCUGGUUUUUAGUUAGCAUGCUGGUGUUCCAUGAGCAAAAGAGCCAUGAAUUGUAACACAACAGCGUAAUGAUCAAAUGUUACAAUUUACAUAUUAGUCAGAGCCUUCUAAACAAUGGAAUAAUAUGGCAAAAUUAAUAAUUUACUGGCUUCAUUAUAUGGCAGAACGGGUCCUCUGCUGGGAGGGUAAGGAGGUCAAGCUCCUUGCCUAGUCUCCCUGGACAAUUUCGGUUGCUGUUCUAACAUCUGCCAUGUGUUGUUUUUAUUUCUCAUGGGCAGCAUACUGAACAAGUCUUCAUUACAUCAAAUUCCUUUCCUGUGAGAUUGCUGGGACACUUUUUUUACACAAAUUUCGAAUUGCAGCUGUUUCUACCACCACUGCCAGAGGCUUAGUUACAAUAACCCCCCCGAUUCCUCAUGUGGACCUUACCUUACAUACAGCAUAGCGAGGUGAAAAAAAAGGGGUAACAGUCCCACUUUGAACAAACCGCAUAAAAAGGGCCACUGACAGUGGAAUAUUUUUUGUCUUUUGUUUUUCUCACUCAAUAAACAUAAUCAGACUUAAACUGUGUG
Molecule: messenger RNA, 2340 nt
Organism: Acanthopagrus latus (yellowfin seabream)
Lineage: Eukaryota; Metazoa; Chordata; Actinopteri; Spariformes; Sparidae
Gene: hspa14
Product: heat shock protein 14
Exons: 14
Coding region: 100-1620 (506 amino acids)
Biological process (GO): cellular response to unfolded protein; protein refolding
Cellular component (GO): cytoplasm; ribosome
Molecular function (GO): misfolded protein binding; ATP-dependent protein folding chaperone; ATP binding
Source: RefSeq, a predicted model, not a curated record